Molecule: messenger RNA, 7455 nt
Organism: Cladocopium goreaui
Lineage: Eukaryota; Dinophyceae; Suessiales; Symbiodiniaceae
Source: the annotation of a GenBank genome assembly
AUGAUGAAGAGCUCACCGUUGAAAUGGGCUGACGCCGAUGAAAGGUCGAGCAGUGACAAUAGUGACACCGAUUUGCCCACUGAUACAGACGUGUGUGAAAGCUCGCGGAACGAAGAAGUUUCCUGUCCAGACUGCAGGGGUGUGAUGCAGUGGAAAGUGAUGAAGCGGGGCGACUGCAGCAACUCGAAAGCCGUUGGCAGUAGCUGUGUGACCCCAGCCAGCAAAGGCUGGUCGUGCUGUGUUUGCAAGCAGUGUUACUGCAUUGCCUGUUUCGCCAGCUUGCGGAAGAUCGAUGAGUCGAAGGACUCCGAAGAUGAGGAAGAUGAAGAUUGGCAAGUGGUGGCAGCCAAGCAGAGGCGGCAGCGGCCUGAAAAGAAACCCAGUUGGUCCAAUCAGCAGACGCAAAGCUCCGUUCUAGUGGAGAACUUCUGCCAAGCACGGGAGAUGGAUGACUGGGUUCGAAGAGAGCUUUUGGCCAUCCCUGCGCAGGAGGUAGGCAGCAUUCUGGCGACGUUAUCCAACGCCCUGGAGGCCAAUCCGUCCGCAGACUUGCGGGCAAUCAUCGCACACAAGCGAUCUCACUGUGCCAUGGCGCGGCGGCGCCUAGAUGAGUCCACCAGCAAACGACUGCAGGAAUGGAUCGCCAACUUGAAUCUGACGGACCUGGACCGCAAUGAGAUGUAUGCGGUGCUCAAUGAUGGAUUCGACAAGUUGGAGAUCGAAUACCUGAUGCAGCAGUGGAAUUUCGCGCGCAAAGUCAGAGAAGGAACCUACUCUUCACCUAUAGCUGUGGCAUGCUCCAUCAUCACCAGCCAACGUCUCAACAGCUAUCAAACCUCAGUGAGUUCCUUCGCUCAUUGGGCGCGCCUGAGUCGGAAAUCUGCGGAGCAGUUGAUGCACGUGGGACCAAAGACAGGCGAAGCUUUCAUCGCAAAGUGGAGGGCUACUCGCUUUCAGGAUUUGGAGAUGAUCGAGAGGGACAUUCAAAAGAUGUAUAACGAGGAGAGGAGCGGAAAGUCCAGAAAGCACUAUGCACCUCCAGUCCGAGAACAAAUGAGUCGCUUUCGACAGCAAUUUUCUGCCUACGCUGAUGAAGACGAAGGCUUUGAGAACCUCCAUGAGGUCAGUCCUGAGGAGACGCGUCCGCCCCUCCAUGUUCCAUAUGAAUAUGCAGAUGCUGCGCCCGACGAUGAUGAGGACGAACAGGUGUGCCCAUUUGACGAAGACGAAGAUGAUGAGUUUGGGGAAGUUGAGCUGGCACCAUUGCCUGCCUUUGCCAAACGUCAUGCAGGUGAAGACAUGUCGAUUUCGAUGACUUCCAAUAGUUCAAUCAGAUCCAAUACAAGCAUCUGUCGCGACAGCGAGGAUCGGCCCGGAAAGCGCGUGCCGGUGGAGACGCACUUCAUUGUGGUCGUGGACAUCUCGGGGUCGAUGUGCGAAUUUGACUGCAAACAAGAUGGGUUCAAGACUGGUGCCAUUUCGCGUAUCGAUGCGGUUUUCAACGAAGUGCGUCAGCUGGUUGACCUUAAUGGUGUUCGAGCGGGUUGUGAUGAUCGAAUGAGCUUCAUCACCUUCAGCGAGACUGCCACCAUCCACUUCCAGGAGCAGCCACUGGAAAAAGCUGCGAAGCUAUUGAAUGGCAUGCAGAGACCAAAGCCGAUGGGCCGCACCUUCUAUGCAGAAGGUCUCAGGGCCGCCGCGUCCUGUGCCCGCAAAGACUCCAAGCAUCGCCCGGUCGACGUGGUCUUCCUCUCUGAUGGAGCCGGAGAACCCAGCGAUUCACAGGAUAUGCUGAACACCGUCCAGCUGGACCUCUUGCCAACCCGAUCUCGUCGGAAAGAGCUUGCGGCUGCAGAAGAUCAAGGGCUUCGAUACUGGGUUUUCAAAGUUCUUAUCCACUUCAGUAAUCUCAUUCCAGAGUGGGCUCGCCAACUGGAUGACAAUAGCCCUUUGCGAUUCUACCACAGGUGCACUGCAUUGGCUUUGGGACUGGCGCCUCUGCAGCAGCUGGUGGUGCUGUGGAUGGACGUGCAAGGUGCAAGCAGCGAGAAGAGGACAAUGACAAAGAUGCCGCUGGGUAUGCUGCGCUUGGUGUACCUUUUCGUCAUUACUGCGGCAAUUCGUCGUGACACAAGUUUCUCCUUGGUUCAAGAGAAAGAUGGCGGGAGCAAGACCACCUGCCAGUAUACAGUUGAGCGUGGCAGACCGGAGCCACGUGAUGGCACAUUCAGGCGCACGCAUUGGAAAAAAGUGGUGACAUACUACAAAGAUCAGGAUUUUCUCCAAUGCAGAGCCCGCUGCGAUGCGCUUCCCACGUGUGUGGCCUUCAUCCGUCGAGCCUCGGAUGAUGUGGGCUAUCUCGGGAUGUCUAUGAAAAGUCUGAGAGCUGCGGAUGAUGAUCCAACCAAGUUGCUGGAGGUGCCGAAUGAUGUGGUCGUGGGUGACUGCUGGUUACUAGAGACCGGCAAAUUGGCAAAGUACAAGCUCAUCCAGAAGAUUACUAGUCGAAUCACCGCCAAGGGCAAGUACGACCAUCCCUUCCGCACCCUUCAUUAUGAGCAAAAGAACCUCUUCUACCAGUCGCUUAAAGAUGAGAAGGUCACCUUUGCAAAGAGAGAUUGCAGCUGCGAAUAUCGCUACCUUGGAGUCGUGCCCUCACCGUCUCAGAGCGAUCAGAGCGAUGAGUACAAAGUCCUGAAAAAAUGUGAGGGCGAAUACCGCUACAUUCGACGAGAAUACGUCAAAGUUGGCUUCGAGGCUGUCUACCAGCGCACUGAUGGAGAGACGUUUAUCUACUUAUGCCCCAAUGCCACGAAGAACGCUGAUGGCAUCCUGACUCGUGAGUGGUAUUGCUUUGACAAAGACGAUCCCGUGUUCUUGAAGGAGAAGGCGAAGAAAGCCGGAAAGUCCAUGAAGGGAAUCAAAUCUUUCCUUCUGGGUGGUCCAUUGAUUGAAGAUCUUGAGACAUGCCUUGGUCAGAGGUUACCCAGGCAGGGGGCAGCCUUGCCACCCCUCGACUUGCCAUUGGGACCUGAAGACAAGGAUGGUGAGCCGACGGCCUUGACCUACCCACGCAUGAAACCCAUGGUGCUUGGAACCGCUGCGGAGGGUGCCAGCUACGAGGUGGAAAGCUUAAAAAUUGGCACCAGCCAGGGAUUCUUUUCAUGCGCUGCCGGCAAGAAAGAGUCCGAAGACAUCAAGAAGGACUUCUUUUUGAAGACCAGCCAGUGCAUGUUGUCCGUGAAUAGCAGCCGCCUGGCCUGGGUUCAGUGGAUGAACAAGAAGGGCUCGACCCAACAUGCCAUCGUGCGCAUGCUUGCGGGCAGCAUGCGUGGCUACUUCAGUCUCUUCACACACCAUGAUCGUAGCUACAUCAGCAUCAUUUGGCGAGCUUUGGCUCUUUGGGAAAAGCUGGAGAAGGCUAUCGCUCUCGUCAACUACAUCCAAGAUGGUGAGUCUUCCAGUGGCCACCCCAUGGAGCAAGGGGAGAAGUACGCCUGUGCUGAGUUGAUGGUGGAUGAGAUCAAAUCCGCUGGGGGCAUCAUGCCCAAGGUCUCCCAGACAUUGGCGAUGAAGCCGGACGUGGUCAAGGAUGACUUUGUGCGUUCUGCCCUGAAGUCAACUCAGACCGAGAACCCAGCCAAAAGCCUGGAGUAUGUGAGACAGUACGUGGUGGAGAAGUUGAAGGCAGCCGUUGAAAACGAGGAGCGAACGAACGACGGCGAUAUCAUUUCCAGCAUUGAUGAACACCUGACGCUGAACUCUACCUUGGCCACAGGCAGCGUGGCACAGGUCUUGAGGGCUUGGGUGAAGCCGGAUGCCUCCUCACGCGUCCGCGAUCUCUGUGACAAAGGUCAGCCGACUUGCGCCGUGGUGUUGAAAGUGGUCUUUGAUGAGAAUGAGAAGAACUACGAGGAUGAUUGGGAAGCCAUCCAGUUUCUGGGCAACGACCUGUUGAAGAUAAUCCAUGAGAAACUGGAAGGUGGCGGAUUGGCCCAAUCCAGCAUGGCAUGGAUCUUUAAGCUGAAUGAGACACAGAUGGAGGAAAUCAGGCAUGCCGUAUCAGCUGGUUAUGAUACCUGGCAAGCAGUUCGACAAGGUUUGGGUGCAGUCAUGGAUGAAUUUGAUUUGCGAGUUGAAGACCUCAACGCAAAAGCAGGGCGUGCUGCUGUGAAGACUUUUGACGCUGAUGUGAAGCUGAAGAAAGAACUGGGAGUUGAUGGCAUCACCUUUGAUGUGCCCAAAGUGUUGAUGACCAAGUCUCGCUACAUCAUGCUGCAGAGCUUUGCAAAGGGAGACACGCUGACCAGUUACCAUGCCUCGAUCUCCGGACAAUCAGGUAAACUCAAGGAUUGGAGGAGGAAUAUCUAUCCUUCGAUCAUGGGCUUGUAUGGCUAUCUUAUGGUGGAGAGGGGCUUUUUCCAGGGAGAUCCACAUCCCGGCAACUGGUACUGGGAGGACGAAUCUAAGACGCUGACGCUGAUUGAUUGGGGUUUGGCCGAUGACUUCUCGGGUGGCCUUGCACGGGCUGGAAAAUUGUACCUGGAUGCGACCGGGAAACCGCCAAAGAAGGGGACGAAGGUCUAUACGCAGGAGGACGUUGACCAAACGAUUUCUGAGCACAAGUGCCAAAUGGCAAACUUCUACAAAAUGAUGGCAGACUACCGGCGGAAGGAGCUCUUGUGCCAAGGCUUCACGGUCAAAGAUAGCGCCAAGAACGGCUUGGGGGACAUGGUUCUGGUGCCCUCGCCCGCAGCCACUAUCAUUUUGGAUGGCACUGAACAUCAACUGCACACCAAGUUCUUUGCGAGAAACCUCAGCCUGGGAAAGGCAGUCAUCGGGGACAGCUUCUUUGCAACCCCAAGCUUUGGUGUCGGCGACAAGAAGCCCUUCGUCCUACAGAGGCGCCGAAGUCCCACCUGCUUCAUGAAAGAUGGCGAAGAAGUUUGUGGCCAUGGCUGGGAGUUCUCGCAGAUUGAUGGGGAAGGUGAAAAGACUUAUGUGCCCUUGAAGACUUGCGUCAGCGAGUCCUGUGUAAAGACAUCCUAUGCUGCUGAUGACGUGGAUGAGGAGGCGUGUAAGAAGACAUGCAAGACGGUGGAUUGCAUCAAGCACUGCGAAAAGUUCACAAGCCCACCGCCAGCAAAGUUGGACAGUCUGGAGAUCCGUCCGGUCAGCCUCAAAAGUUGUAAACCCCUACCAUUCCGCGAGCAGGCCUAUGCGGAUGGUGCCGCAAGUCUGGGCUUUUCCACCGAGAACAUGAAUCCUGUGGUCUUAUCACUCUUUGCCGCUCUCUUCACCAACGAUUUGCUGGAUUUGAAAGCCCGGCAGGAAAACAUCAAGCUGAAUGACCCCAAAGAGCCUGGAACAAGCCUUCCAGACUAUUCCGCCGUGAUGCUGCGUUCGCUGGCCGUGUUUUUGGGGAUGAUCCAGGACAUGGUGCAAGAGAACAAGCCACCAUUUGUUUCGGUGAUGAUCACUGAGUACAUGACCGACACUGCGCCGGAUGAGAUGUUCCUCUACUGGCGCAUUUUCGCCAAGCGCUUCCUGAGAGACAAUAAGAACCAGUGCAGUGUUACGGACACCGUGGGGGAGGGCCACUUCCACCGAGCAUCAGCGAGCACCACCUCCCUUCGCGGAGCCUUCGGCGCAGUGACAAGCACGAUCACAGCUUCGCGCACCGUGUCCUUGGCGAAGAAAGAGACAAAAGCGGGGGACGAGAGUCCUGAGAAUGGCGAAAAGAGAAAGAAGAAAAAAAAGGAGAGUGUAGAAAAACCCAAGACCUUUGAAUUAAGAAACGUUAUUUUUGACCUCGAUGAAGAUGAACUCGGCAAACGAGACAUCAAGGCGAACAGGAUCUUCUAUGAGUUUGAUGGAAGCAAUUUUCAUUCUAGGAGUGAGGAGACGCAAGUUUCCAUCCGAAGGAACCCCUUUACAAAAGGAGGCAUGCGGCAUUGCUACGGACUUCGAGAUAUGGGCCUGCGGAUGAGAAACCAAGAACAAAUGGUGGCCAAAAUGAGUAAAUGGGUGGAAGAAGGUGAUGUCGACCCACUGACCACGGUAGACAUCUAUGCCAAGCAGACCGCUGUCGCUCACUACUAUGCCAGAAACUUCCGACAUAUGUGUCGCAAGCAUGCUGGGAUCGAUUAUUUUCUGGACUUCGUGCCGUGCUACGCAUAUCGCCCAAUCCAAGCUGAAGAUGAAGCAGAACUGGAAGGUUUCUGUGGCGAGCAAUAUGUGACCGGAGAGUUUGUGAAGCUCACUUCCAACGCUGGUUUCGUCAAUCGGGAAGAGUAUGGGGCUCAUGCCGUUAUCGGUGCAGCCUUCUCCCACUUCACCUUCGAGUUGAGUAAAGGAGCACUGCUCGUGGCCGAUAUCCAGGGUGUUUGCAAAGGACAUCGUGACGACGGCAGAAAUUCCAAGCAGGGCCCCAACGAGGAGGACAAACAACGACAAUGGCUGCUCAGCGACCCUCAGGUGCUGACAGAUGGUGCCUCCUACGACUUUGGCAAAGGUGAUCUGGGCUUGAAAGGAAUGCAGAUGUUCUUCAAGACCCACAAGUGCGGUUGGCUCUGCAAGAAAUUGGGCUUGAAAGACAUCGGGGAGUACAAAGAGCCCACAACACGUUGCCACAUCCCAGGCGGCCAGUUCAAAGCAGAGCUUCAUGCGAGGCAGUACCAAUGUCCUCGCCGGUCUCCAUGGCAAAGAGGGCCCAUUUUCCAAGCCAUGACGUCUCGCUGGAUUUUGCCCGUGGCGGUGGCCAUGGCCGUGUGGGGCACCGCCUUCACGGGCGUUUGGCGGCCCCAAGGGGCCCAGGGGGCGAGGCGACCAACAGCCACAGCGCGACAGGCGGAUGCCUCCAUGUUGACACCUUUCGGGCCAGUGGUGACCUAUGCCAAGGCGCUCAUGGAUGCCGCAACAGAGAAGAAAGAAGUUGUUCUGGUCACAGAUGACGUGCUUACCAUCAAGGACAAAUUCCAGGAGGAGGAGUGGCUAGAGAAGCUGUUGCUGGUGCAGAGCAACCCGAAGCUGACAGCCGUGCAGAAGGCGAAGCAAACAGUGGAUUUGUUGACGCCUCUGAAGUCCACGGUGAUGCCCAAAUUCAUCGUCUUUUUGGCCAAGAAGAAUCGCCUGAACGGCCUGAAAUCCAUUUGCUUCGAAUAUGUCCAGAGCAUGUACUACACUCAGUCCAUCACCCCCGUCACCGUCAGAGUGGCCCAGCGAUUGACCGAGACGCAGAUGGAGAAGGUGAAACAAAAGAUGAAAGAGAAGGCUGGCACCAGAGACGUGAAACUCAUCAUGGAAGUGGAGCCCAACCUCAUUGGAGGUCUCCAAGUCGAAUGGGGCUACACAGAUCCACAGAAGCGCUAUGCACCCACGCAUGGCAUCAACUUGUCGUUGAAGAACAUCUUGGGGAAACGGGCCCUUCAAAAGGGUGUCGUUGAAGCCCUUUGA